Messenger RNA from Penaeus chinensis, 1134 nucleotides. RefSeq names its product failed axon connections homolog. Lineage: Eukaryota; Metazoa; Arthropoda; Malacostraca; Decapoda; Penaeidae. Gene Ontology annotation, cellular component: cytoplasm. Bases 167 to 1033 code for a protein of 288 amino acids. The transcript is spliced from 7 exons. The record is from RefSeq and is a predicted model, not a curated record.
UUUACUGUUUAAAUGGCCUACACAGCUGUUAUAUUGGAUUUGAAGGUCCAUGCAGUUGUUACAGUGAAUAUUGCCCCGUAGUGCAUUCUGGGUGUCUUUUUUUAUCGUAGCUGUGAAAUCGAAUCUCAAUCAACUGCUAACUUAGCAAAGGGAAAUCGCGCCCGUUAUGGAGACGUCGAGCAUCAUGUGGGCGUCGACGUCUGUCAUCACUUUCGUGGUGAUGGUGACUGCCACGCUCUACCUGUACAACUAUCUGCUAAGGAAGAACAGAAGGUUCGCUUGGGCCUCCCUCGGCCGGGAUGUGGUCGUCCUGCACAUCACUCCCCGCGGCCGCUUUGCCCCCAACAUGUCUCCCUUCGUCAUCAAACUGGAGACCUUCCUGCGGAUGGCAAAGAUACCCUAUAAGGUGGACUUCGAGGAGCCUUUCGGGCCCAAGGGGAAGACCCCCUGGAUCACACUCAACGGCGAGGAACUCACGGACUCCCAAAUCGUGAUGGAGGAACUCACGCGCCGCUACGAACUCACCGACAAGCUUAGCGUCGAGCAGCAGGCGGUUGCGAGAGCGCUUACCGUGAUGGUCGACGAGCACCUCAUAUGGGGACUGCGUGUGUGGAGGUACGCCGUGGACCGCGGGCAGGGCUUCUCCGAGUGCAUGAGCAGCGUGCCCUUCUACUACAAGUGGCUCGUUCCUAUUCAGUGCUGGCGCAUGCGUAACGCGCUGUGGCAUCAGGGUAUGGGAAGGCAUACGUACCAGGAAGUCAAGAACAUUGUCAAACAAGACUUGGCGGUGAUCGCUGGUUAUUUGGGUGACAGACCAUUUUUAUUCGGGGAUGAGCCUUGCCAAGCGGACUGUGCUGUAUUCGCUCACCUGGUUAACAUUCUCUACAAUUACCAGCGCUCACCAUUCUACGCCAUGGUGACAAACGAUUUCCCGAAGCUCAGUGAAUAUGUGUCGAGGUUGAGGGCGAAACUUUGGCCGAACUGGUACCUCCUCCUUGACCCGGCACAGCCUCAGCGCCGUCUAAGUAUUUAAGGGCUACUUAGAUUAAGAUAUAAGUGUGAAAAAAAAAGUCUGUUAAACUCCGAGAGGCAUGGCAGUAUGUUAUCUGACGAAAAUAAAUAUCAAAUUCCUUU